Molecule: messenger RNA, 1257 nt
Organism: Arctia plantaginis
Lineage: Eukaryota; Metazoa; Arthropoda; Insecta; Lepidoptera; Erebidae
Source: the annotation of a GenBank genome assembly
AUGUUAUACAGUGAGUUCCAAAAGGGUGGGGGUGAGUUGAAGUUCACAUCGCCGGUGGCGGGACAGCUGACGCGGGCGCUGCAGGCCGCCCUGGACUCGCGCCGGUCGCUCGCCUCGCGCAGCAUCCACAAGCUCAGCAAGAGCGACGGGGACCUGCGCACCGCCAAGUGCAGUGACGCUGAUAUGGGUGACGUGCGCCGAAGCAGUUGGUACAGUGGCCCUUCGGAGGUGUCCUUAGACGAUAUCGACCUUGUCAUGUCCAAGGAAUCGAAGCACAUACCCACAGGACAGCUAUCCCGCUGCACUGGCGCGGGGCAACUCACCGGCCAGCUAACUGCAUUCACUCCACCUUUCAAUGUGCAGUCUGUAACUUCGUUUGAUGAUAGUGUGUCGGACCGGCGCUCGCUGGUGUCGGUGGCUUCGGGCAUCUACGAGGAGAUCCCCGACCUGCCCGAGGGCGCCUGCCCCGCUCCCGCCGGUCUCGACGUGCCCGACGGCCUCCUCAAGGUGCUGGAGGAGCCGACGUACGAGAGCGUGGCGGAGUGCGUGUACGCCACCAUGCGCCGGCGCCGGCCCCCCCCUCCACUGCCGCCGCGACACCCCUUCGGCGCCAGUACACUGAAGCCGGGUACGUCGUGGACGCGUUGCGGAUCCGCUUGCGACUCCAACGUGACGCGCCACUCGUCUCUGGGCUCCCUGCCGCGCUGCUCCACACAGACCCUGCCCAAACUUGACAAGAGACAACCCUUCAGUGUUUUCAGAAAACGUCUCAAAAGCGAUUCACGCGUCACAGCUUCACAGAAAUCUGAGACCUCCAAAGAGAACAAGGACGUCGAGACCAAGAAGAAGAAGUUCGACUUUACCCCCACCAGGGACAUCUUCAAAAGCUUCAAGGUGAGUCGCAAAAUGAAGAACCUCAAGAUCACCACCGGCACUCUCGCUAAGGGAGAGACCAAGAGCUGCGAGUUCCUCGACGACACGGAGCCCGUUCCGACCAACCGCUGCUCCAAGUCCGUGGAGUGCUUGGAGGACGAGUACAACUUCGAGGCGGACCUGUCCAUAGAGUUCACCGAGGAGAGUAUAGCGGCUCUGUCUCUGCCGCAGCAGAUCGUCGAGCUGCUGCUGGGCCACGAGCAGCUGAACAAGGUGCGGUUAAAAGAGGAAGCGGAGAGCGAGUACAUGCCCAUGUCCCCCAUCGUCCCGCCACCCAUCGAGCACCACUACAUCGUCAUGUCGCCGCGACCACACCUCGCCUAG